AUGAGAAUAUCUGCUGGUUUACAGGUUUCAAAUCCUAAACUUGUUUGCAAAUUAAACAAGUCACUUUAUAGGCUGAAGCAAGCUUCUCGUCAAUGGAAUGCAAGGCUCACUGCAGCCCUUCAAUGCAAAGUCUAUUCUCAUUCUUUAAACGAUUACUCACUCUUUUUUAAGCACUCUCCUGGUGGUGUUUGCAUUCUUGUCAUCUACGUUGAUGAUAUUUUAAUAACAGGGAAUGACUUAACCGAACUGGCUGUUCUAAAGGUGUUUCUUCAUCAGGAGUUUAAGAUCAAAGACCUAGGUCUUGCUCACUAUUUUCUUGGAUUGGAAUUACUCAGAGAAAAGCAAGGUUUGAUAGUGACUCAGCGAAAAUUUACCUUUGAUCUCUUAUCUGAAUUUGAUUGUCUCAACAAAAAGGCUGCUUCUUCUCCGAUUGAACCAUCUACAAAGCUCCAAGCUGAUGUUGGUGAGCUUCUCUCAGAUCCUACUGUAUAUCGCCGUCUUGUUGGAAAGUUAAAUUUUUUAACUCAUACACCGCCAGAUUUAUCCUUUGCGGUUCAACACCUCAGUCAAUAUGUGCAGUCACCACGAAUGCCUCAUCUCCGGGCUGCUAUGCAUUGUCUUCGGUAUUUAAUUGGAAACCCUGGUCUUGGUUUGUUGUUCCGGUCUGCUUCUUCUUUUGACUUGCAAGCUUAUUGCGAUUCUAAUUGGGGUUUAUGCCCGGAGACACGUCGUUCAAUCAACGAAUAUUUCGUCAGUUUUAGGGGUACUCUAAUUUCAUGGAAAUCAAAGAAGCAACCUUUGAUUUCCCUCUCAUCUGCCAAAGCCGAGUACCGAUCGAUGCGCCGGGUAGUUGUUGAGAUCACUUGGCUUGUUCGAUUAUUAAUAGAUCUUACUAUUUCUCCUUCACUACCGGUAUUACUUCGCCUUCUAUACAAUCCCAAACCCAAAUAUCUUAUUGUUCUGAAUUCUUGCAGGGACCUGUUGGAUAAGCUGCCAGAAAUGCAGAUUUGCUACAAACAUAGGAUGCUGAAUGGUGUGGCAGAUGCAAUGGCAAAGUAUGGAAAUAAACUAGCAAGGAAUAAGGCACUAGCCAUUAGGACUUAUGUAUCUAUGCCUUCCUUUACUAUAUUAGAACUUUCGUUUCAAUAA
This is a messenger RNA of Lycium barbarum (goji berry), 1149 nucleotides long. RefSeq lists its product as uncharacterized. The record is from RefSeq and is a predicted model, not a curated record. Bases 1 to 1149 code for a protein of 382 amino acids. Lineage: Eukaryota; Viridiplantae; Streptophyta; Magnoliopsida; Solanales; Solanaceae. The transcript has 2 exons.